Fonsecaea multimorphosa CBS 102226 is the source of this 1125-nucleotide messenger RNA. RefSeq lists its product as uncharacterized. The record is from RefSeq and is a predicted model, not a curated record. The coding region runs from base 1 to 1125 and encodes 374 amino acids. The transcript has a single exon. Lineage: Eukaryota; Fungi; Ascomycota; Eurotiomycetes; Chaetothyriales; Herpotrichiellaceae.
AUGGUUUUCGGGCUCAGCGGCAUAAACAUCAAUAGCUACCAGAACAAGAACCCCGAUCCUUCGAUCGCCAUCUACCCUGCCCUCCACAUAUCCGACGCCCCCUAUUCCAUCCAGGAGCAGCCUCUGCGCUCUGCCAUCUUCAUCCCAACCGACUUCAAGCAUGGCACCGACGGAAAGACGCCCGUGAUCCUCGUGCCGGGCACAGGCUCGUAUGGCGGCGAAGCGUUCCAGCACAACUUCGCCAAACUCCUUCGCGCCAGCUCCUUCGCCGACCCGGUGUGGCUGAACAUCCCAGGCCGCAUGUGUGACGAAGCGCCCAAGAAUGCCGAGCACGUUGCUUAUGCCAUCAACUACAUCGCAACCGUGUGCGGCAAGAAAGUGGCAGUGGUGGCCUGGUCACAGGGCAACCUGUCAACACAGUGGGCGCUGAAAUACUGGCCGAGCACCCGCGCACAAGUCAGCAACUUCAUUUGUCUUUCGGCCGACUUUAAAGGCACAGUCGAAGCUUGGGGUCUGACACCGCUCAAAGGCAUGGUCCCUGGCACUCCAGCCGUGUGGAACCAGACCAUGAAUUCGACGUUCAUCGCCACGCUGCGGUCGAAUGGUGGCGACUCGGCCUAUGUGCCCACAACGUCGAUAUACUCGGCGACAGACGAGGUCGUGCAGCCACAAUUCGGGUCCCACGCCUCGGCCUUAAUGAAGGAUGAGAGAAAGGUUGGAGUGACCAAUUGCGAGCUGCAAGUCGCGGCGUUCAUGAAGCCUGCCGGGCUUGCGUACUCGCACGAAGGUGUCAUGUACAGCUCGCUUGCCUGGGCGCUGGCCGAAGAUGCCAUCAAGAACGGUGGACCAGGCAGCUAUGACCGGAUCAACAUGGCAAGUGUAUGCAUGCACAGAAAAGCUCCCGGGUUGAGUCUCUUGGAUGCGACGCAGACCCAGGCGCUGAGCGGCUGGUGCUUGAAGAGCAUCCUGCUGUUUACGCCCAAGCCGUGGCGUGAGCCGGCCCUUCCUCUGUACGUCGCGUCGGAAAAGAUCAACUAUGUUGCCGAAGAGGUUCCCAUACCCGCGAAGCCUGCAGUGUCUGUGCUUGAGACAGAGGUCGGUGAAGAAGAGGUUGCUGCUGCCUAG